Messenger RNA from Harmonia axyridis, 1574 nucleotides. RefSeq names its product DNA-directed RNA polymerase I subunit RPA43 (gene Polr1F). The transcript is spliced from 2 exons. The record is from RefSeq and is a predicted model, not a curated record. Lineage: Eukaryota; Metazoa; Arthropoda; Insecta; Coleoptera; Coccinellidae. Bases 67 to 1554 code for a protein of 495 amino acids.
AGAUUAACCUCGAAAAGUUGUGGAAUUGAAAUAAAAAGGUUGUACUUGUAGUGUAAUGCAAUUGAAAUGGGACGAACUACUUUUAGUGCAAAAUUUUUGAAUCAUUUAGUUGAUUCCAAAAAUUCUUGUGUUGAAAUGAAAACAGUUGAGAAAUGCAUCAAAAUAAAAUCAUAUGGAAUAAGCCUCAGCACCUAUAUAAAAAAAGAAAUGGACAGUGGUAUUGCAAAGUACGAUUCCGAAAUAAAAGAUUAUCAGGGUUGUCUCGACCUCAAAAUGUUAGUGGAUUUUUACGUUUUCAAACCAGUCAUUGGAAAAACAUUACAAGGUGUGGUAUUUGAACAGAAUCAAGAGAUUGUAGGAUGUUUGGUUUAUAAAACUUUCACUGUCUCUUUGUUGAAUUCUGAAGAAGGAAACAGCUGGGCUGGGAACAACCUGGAAAUUGGUCAAAAAAUUACUUUCAGAAUAAAAUCUGUUGUUUUGACAUCUAGAAUUCCAUAUAUUGAAGGAGAAUUUCUAGAAAACCUUACUCCUGUGAAGCGAAAAAUCAGAUUCAGUGACAUAACGGAGACUGAGGAAAAUUGUCCUGAAAAUAUAAUUGAAAAUGAACCUGUAAAAAAAAGAAAAAAAUCGGGCAAAAAUCACGAGAAUACAUUCGGAAAUGAAUCUCAAUUGCUGGAGAAUUCUCUUUUGAAUGAUAGUAUCAAAUUAAAUGAUGACCCUGAGGAAAAAUGUGCUGAGAAUAUAAUUGAGAAUGUACUGUUUAAGAAUAAGACAAAAUCUCGUAGAAGCCACGAUUUAGAAGAAACCAUGGAAAACGAAUUUGUAAAUAAGAAGAGCAAAAAAUCCUGCAAAAGCUCAAAUCAUGAUAAUUCGUUAGCAAAUGAAUCUGAAUUGAUAGAGAAUUCCCUUUUAAAUGGUAGUAUCAAAUUAAAUAAUGACUCUGAGGAAAAAUGUGCUGAGAAUGAACCAGUUAAAAAGAAGAAAAAAUCUCGUAGAAGCCAAGAUCCAGAAGAAACCAUGGAAAACGAACUUGUAAAUAAGAAGAGAAAAAAAUCCCUCAAAAGCUCAAAUCAUGAUAAUUCGUUAGCCAAUGAAUCUGAAUUGAUGGAGAAUUCUGUUUUAAAUGGUAGUAUCAAAUUAAAUAGUGAGCCUGAGGAAAAAUGUGCUGAGGAUGAACCAGUUAAAAAGAAGAAAAAAUCUAGUAGAAGCCAAGAUUCAGAAGGAACCAUGGAGAACGAACUUGUAAAUAAAAAGAGCAAAAAAUCCCGCAAAAGCUCAAAUCAUGAAAAUUCAUUUGCAAAUGAAUCUGAAUUGAUGGAGAAUUCUCUUUUAAAUGGUAGUAUCAAAUUCGAGAAUGAGCCUGAAGAGAAAUGUGCUGAGAAUGAAUCAGUUAAAAAGACGAAUAAAUCUCAUAGGAGCCAAGAUUCAGACAAGACCAUGGAGAUUGAAGUUGUAAAUAAGAAGAGAAAAAAAUCCCGUGAAAGUUUGGAAAAUUCAAUGGAUGGUGAUGUAGAACAAACUCAAAAAAAAACGAAAAAGAGAAAAAUGGAAUAGAAAUAAAGUGUAAAAAAAUA